This is a messenger RNA of Rhineura floridana, 683 nucleotides long. RefSeq names its product 17-beta-hydroxysteroid dehydrogenase 14-like. Bases 1 to 627 code for a protein of 208 amino acids. NCBI's taxonomy places the organism in Eukaryota, Metazoa, Chordata, Lepidosauria, Squamata, Rhineuridae. The record is from RefSeq and is a predicted model, not a curated record. Gene Ontology annotation, biological process: steroid catabolic process. Gene Ontology annotation, molecular function: estradiol 17-beta-dehydrogenase [NAD(P)+] activity. Gene Ontology annotation, cellular component: cytosol. The transcript has 2 exons.
AUGGCAUUUACGGACAUUCCAAGUGCUCUAGAAGCAAAGUUCUUGGCUUCUGCAAGGGAAAGCAGAAUUGUCACUUUGGCUGGGAUCAAAGCCAUACACAGAAUAUUAGAAAAUUCAAGAGCAGCAAGAGCUGCGCAAGAGUUCCGCAGCCUCAUGGACCUCAGUGUUGUAAGCUGUUUCUUAACAGCUAAGUUUGCAUUGCCCCACCUCCGCAAAACCAAAGGGAACAUUAUCGACAUCGCCAGUCUUGUCAAUGUUAUUGGACAAAAGUAUGCUGUGCCGUAUGUGGCAACCAAGGGUGCUGUUACUGCAAUGAUAAAAGCUAUGGCCAUUGAUGAGAGCAAAUACAGUGUCCGAGUCAACAGCAUAUCACCUGGCAAUAUCUGGACUCCUAUGUGGGAAAAGCUUGCAAGCCAUACAGCCAAUCCAGAGGCAACGAUCCAAGAAGGCAAAGAUGCUCAGCUUCUGGGACGGAUGGGGACCCCAGCAGAGUGUGCAGCAGCUGUUCUGUACCUCGCCUCUGAUGCCACCUUCUGCACUGGUAUCAACCUUGUGCUUAGUGGUGGAGCUGAACUUGGAUACGCACAGAAGAGCCACAGAAAUUCCAGUUCUGACUUUGAAGGCUAGUUGGAAUCAGCCAGGAUGGGCUGACUUCAGUGGUUAGUUAACAAGAUGGGGAGACU